AAUGGAGCGACAGGGAGUGGACGUGCCCCGUGUGAAAUGCAAAGACCAGGAGCCGCAGCCCUUGGGGGAGAGCAAGGAGCAUCUGCGGUGGGAAGAGAACUGCGAGGAGGAAGCUGGUGGAGGGCCAGCUAGUGCCAGUUGCCAGCUGACAGUCCUGGAAGGGAAGUCGGGACUCUACUUCUCCUCUCUGGACUCAAGCAUUGACAUCCUGCAGAAGAGAGCCCAGGAGCUGAUCGAAAACAUCAACGAGAGCCGACAAAAGGACCACGCACUCAUGACCAACUUCAGGAACAGCCUGAAGACCAAGGUUUCGGAUCUGACAGCGAAAUUAGAGGAGAGGAUCUAUCAGAUUUAUAAUGACCACAACAAGAUCAUCCAGGAAAAGCUCCAAGAGUUCACCCAGAAAAUGGCAAAGAUCAGCCAUUUGGAGACAGAGCUCAAACAAGUCUGCCACAGCGUGGAGACUGUGUACAAAGACCUGUGUCUCCAGCCUGAGAGCCUAAGACUCAGACGGGGGCCAGACCACUCUAGGGGAAAGUCCCCACCACGUCCCAGCGACUCACAGCCCCCAGACGUGUUCGUUUCUUCUGUGGCUGAAACUACUUCUCAGGCCACUGCUUCAGAAGAACAGACCCACAGAGAUGGUGAAUGCUGACAGCUGCCGGGAGACUCACGCCUUAGUGACAGUCUCCAGGAGAAGACUGUGAGGCCACCAUUUGGGCCACACUGAGAAAUUGUUUUUCAUGGUUCUAUAAUGCAUCUUGGCAGAAAAAAA
Nomascus leucogenys (northern white-cheeked gibbon) is the source of this 775-nucleotide messenger RNA. Its product is annotated as synaptonemal complex central element protein 2. The record is from RefSeq and is a predicted model, not a curated record. Gene Ontology annotation, biological process: synaptonemal complex assembly. Gene Ontology annotation, cellular component: central element. Lineage: Eukaryota; Metazoa; Chordata; Mammalia; Primates; Hylobatidae.